CUAAAACCAUAACAUUUCCCUCCGUCCCUUAAAAAAUGUCUUAAAGGGGAGCCAGGGUAAGACUGCGGGGCUUUCCUUUUUUUUUCAAGGUGUACCCACCCCCCUCCUUUCACGUUGAGUUCUUUAAGCACGCUGCGAAAAAAUGCGGCAUGCAUUUUUUUUUUUUUUUUUUUGCAACAGCUGCAAGAAACAAUGAAGCUUUUCAAGAAACGGGGGUAAAUGCGCUUUCCAGUUGCAGUUUUUUUUUUUUUAAUUUUUAGAGAACCUCUCAGUUUUCCGCCCUACUUCCCCUCCCCAAGUAAAAAAAAAAGCAUUUAUAUAUUAUGUAUUUAUGUACAUUACACACAUAUAUCUUCCAUCUCUUUGAGAAAUGAAGCUAGGGGCAUUGUUUUUGGAAGCAAGUCGGAGGAGAGGGUGUGUGCGUGUAUCUGUAUUGGGGUGGGGGAAGGGGGUGGGGACGGAAGAGAAGGGGUGCGUGUGUAGUCAGCUUUUUGCAGACUACAGGCUCACGCUGCGGCUCCGUUCCGAACGUUCCCGGGAAUCCCAGACUCCUGCUUUUGGAGCGCGCCUGUCUGGGCUGGGGCCCGCCGCGCGCUGCUGCUGCUAGUGUGUGUGUAUGUGUGUAUGUGUGUGAGUGUGUGUGCGUGCGUGCCUCCGGGAGCGCGUGCGCGAGCCCCCAGUGUGUGGCAGCAGCAGCAGCGGCAAAGCGAAGCUGAGGCUCUUGUUUACCAGUAUUAACUCCGCUGAGCAAAAAAAAAAAAAAAAAAAAAAAAAAAAAAAAAAAAAAAAAAAAAAGCAAGCAGAGGAGCGCACCAGGCGAACUAGAGAGAGAGGGAGAGCAAAGCUGCAAGCGAAACUGCCCCCUUUGCAAUAGCAAUUUAGUAAAAUCCUUGCCAGACCCUCUUAUCCCGCUCGUUUCUCUACCCCCCCCCCCCCCACCUUUCUCCUUCCACACCCCUUUCCAGAGGAAUUACAAACCCUUGCAACACCUCUUCGGCUUUGACCUUCAGCAAACCGGAUCCCCCCACGUUCCGGAGAGAGGAAGUUUUUUCCCCUACUGCCUUUCUGUGUGUGUUUGAAAAUGGAGGUUGAAGAUGCAGACUGCCAGCCUCAAUGUGCUUCAUGUUUGCUACUUCUGUGUCCAUUGUAUCACUGCAGCCAGCGCUGAGGGGGGUUUGUUACCUUUUCUGUAGCAAACACUACAAAUACCUACAUAUCUAAAGCAUCAAAAUAGCGUUGUUUGGGGAGUGUGUGUCAGCUUCGACAGCCACAGCAUCGACAACACAUCGACCCACCACGAGGAAAGAAAUAAUUUUUUAAAAAUUACAAUUUUCGAAGGAUCUAUUUUCUCAUCUGGAAUAUUAUUUUUCUCCCUUGUUUCUGGAGGGGGUGUGGGGGCGGCAGUGUGAGUUUCGGACUCUCCCCUAACCCCCUUUUUUUUGGAGAAAGGGGAAUUUCGUCCUAAAUAAAAGGAAUGAAGUCUGGCGCCGGAAGAGGGUCCCCGACCUCACUUUGGGGGCUUCUGUUUCUCUUUUCUACACUUUGCCUUUGGCCAACAAAUGGAGAAAUUUGUGGGCCAAACAUUGACAUUCGUAAUGAAAUCCAGGAGUUGAAGCGACUAGAAAACUGCACAGUGAUUGAGGGCUACCUCCGAAUUCUACUGAUCUCUAAGGCAGAAGACUACAGGAACUUCCGAUUCCCAAAGCUCACAGUCAUCACUGACUACUUGCUGCUUUUUCGUGUGGCGGGCUUGGAGAGCCUUAGUGACCUCUUCCCUAACCUUACGGUCAUCCGAGGGAGAAACCUUUUUUAUAACUAUGCUCUGGUGAUCUUUGAGAUGACAAAUCUCAAAGAGAUCGGGCUAUAUAACCUUAGGAAUAUCACUCGGGGGGCCAUCAGGAUUGAGAAGAAUUCAGACCUCUGUUACCUCUCCACUGUGGACUGGUCUUUGAUUCUGGAUGCUGUAUCUAACAACUAUAUUGUGGGAAAUAAAUCUCCCAAGGAGUGUGGGGACCUUUGUCCAGGGACAAUGGAAGAGAAGCCAUUGUGUGAAAAGACAACCAUUAAUAAUGAGUACAACUACCGCUGCUGGACCACAAACCACUGUCAGAAAAUGUGUCCUAGCUCAUGUGGAAAACGAGCCUGCACAGACCAGAAUCAGUGCUGUCACCCGGAGUGCUUAGGAAGCUGUAGUGCACCAGACAACGACACAGCCUGUGUGGCUUGUCGCCAUUACUACUAUGGGGGCACUUGUGUGCCCACCUGUCCUCCCAACACUUACAAGUUUGAGGGUUGGCGUUGCGUUGACAAAGAUUUCUGUGCCAGUGUCCACAGCGCUGAAGCCAAUGAAUAUGAAAAGUUUGUGAUCCACAAUGAUGAGUGCAUGCAGGAGUGUCCCUCUGGGUUCAUACGGAAUGGGAGCCAAAGUAUGUACUGCAGUCCCUGUGAAGGUCCUUGCCCUAAAGUCUGUGAAGGAGAGAAGAAGACAAAGACAAUUGAUUCUGUAACUUCAGCACAAAUGCUGCAGGGAUGCACUGUCUUCAAAGGCAAUUUGCUUAUUAAUAUCCGGCGAGGCAAUAAUAUAGCCUCUGAGCUGGAGAACUUCAUGGGCCUUAUUGAAACUGUUACAGGAUAUGUGAAGAUUCGCCAUUCACAUGCCUUAGUCUCUCUGUCUUUCUUGAAAAACCUGCGAUAUAUUUUAGGAGAAGAGCAGCUAGAAGGGAAUUAUUCUUUCUACGUCCUUGAUAACCAGAAUUUACAGCAGCUCUGGGACUGGAAUCUCCAUAAUCUGACAAUCAAAGAAGGGAAAAUGUAUUUUGCUUUUAAUCCCAAAUUGUGUGUUUCUGAAAUUUAUCGAAUGGAGGAAGUGUCAGGAACUAAAGGUCGCCAGAGCAAAGGAGACAUAAACACUAGGAACAAUGGAGAAAGAGCCUCUUGUGAAAGUGAUGUUUUGCAUUUUAUUUCCAACACUACAAUGAAGAACCGGAUUAAGUUAACAUGGCAAAGAUAUCGUCCUCCUGAUUACAGGGAUCUUAUUAGCUUUACUGUUUACUUCAAAGAGGCACCAUUCAAGAAUGUCACUGAGUAUGACGGGCAAGAUGCAUGUGGCUCUAACAGUUGGAACAUGGUUGAUGUGGACCUUCCUCCAAAUAAGGAUGUCAAACCUGGAAUUUUACUGCAAGGACUGAAACCUUGGACUCAGUAUGCCAUCUACGUCAAAGCAGUUACUCUCACAAUGGUGGAGAAUGACCACAUUCGGGGAGCUAAAAGUCAAAUUGUGUAUAUUCGUACCAAAGCUGCAGUUCCUUCUAUUCCCUUGGAUGUUAUUUCAGCAUCUAACUCAUCCUCCCAGCUAAUUGUGAAGUGGAAUCCUCCUUCCCUCCCAAAUGGUAACUUGUCUUACUACAUUGUAAGAUGGCAGAGGCAGCCUCAAGAUAGUUAUCUCUACCGACACAAUUACUGCUCCAAAGACAAAGUUCCGAUUAGAAAGUAUGCUGAUGGCACCAUUGAUGUUGAAGAGGUUACUGAAAACCCCAAAACUGAAGUCUGUGGUGGGGAGAAAGGACCUUGCUGUGCUUGUCCUAAGACUGAGGCUGAGAAACAAGCAGAGAAAGAAGAAGCCGAAUACAGAAAAGUUUUUGAGAAUUUUCUGCACAACUCCAUCUUUGUACCCAGACCUGAAAGGAGGCGUAGAGAUGUCUUUCAAAUUGCAAAUUCUACGUUGCCCAGUCGGAACAGGAACACUACAAUGGCGGAUCACUUCACCAAUAUGUCAGACACAGAAGAAAUUGAAUCUGAAUAUCCAUUCUUUGAGAGUAGAGUGGAUAAUAAAGAAAGGACUUUAAUUUCUCAUCUUAGGCCUUUUACUUUGUAUCGAAUUGAUAUUCAUAGCUGCAACCAUGAAGCUGAUACUCUUGGCUGUAGUGCUUCGAACUUUGUCUUUGCCAGGACCAUGCCAGCAGAAGGAGCAGAUAAUAUUCCUGGGCCAGUGCAGUGGGAGCCAAGACCAGAUAAUACUGUCUACUUGAAGUGGUCAGAACCUGAAAAUCCCAAUGGAUUGAUAUUAAUGUAUGAAAUAAAGUAUGGUCAACAAGUAGAGGAUCAGCGGGAAUGUGUUUCCAGACAGGAAUACAGGAAAUUUGGAGGAGCCAGGCUUACACGGCUGAACCCUGGGAACUAUUCAGCCCGUGUCCAGGCCACCUCUCUUUCUGGGAAUGGAUCAUGGACUGACCCUGUAUUCUUUUAUGUCCCAGCCAAACCACCAGACUAUGAAAAUUUCCUUCACUUAAUGAUCGCUCUCCCCAUCGCAGGAUUAUUUAUACUUGGUGGAAUACUGAUAAUGUGGUAUGUCUACAAUAAAAAAAGAAACAGUGACAGAUUAGGGAAUGGAGUUCUAUAUGCAUCUGUCAAUCCAGAGUACUUCAGUGCUGCAGAUGUGUAUGUUCCAGAUGAGUGGGAGGUACCUCGAGAGAAGAUCACCAUGAGUCGAGAACUUGGGCAGGGUUCAUUUGGGAUGGUAUAUGAGGGAGUUGCAAAGGGUGUGGUGAAAGAUGAACCUGAAACCAGAGUGGCCAUCAAAACAGUCAAUGAAGCAGCAAGCAUGCGGGAAAGAAUUGAAUUUCUCAAUGAAGCUUCAGUAAUGAAAGAAUUCAAUUGUCAUCACGUGGUACGGUUGCUUGGAGUAGUGUCCCAGGGCCAGCCAACGUUAGUCAUCAUGGAAUUGAUGACACGAGGGGAUCUCAAAAGUUACCUCAGAUCUCUGAGGCCAGAAACAGAGAAUAAUCCAUGCCAGAUGCUUCCAACUUUAAAGAAGAUGAUUCAGAUGGCUGGAGAGAUUGCUGAUGGUAUGGCAUAUCUCAAUGCCAACAAGUUUGUCCACAGGGAUCUCGCUGCAAGGAAUUGCAUGGUUGCCGAAGAUUUCACCGUCAAAAUCGGAGAUUUUGGUAUGACAAGAGAUAUCUAUGAGACAGAUUACUACCGAAAAGGAGGUAAAGGAUUAUUACCUGUUCGUUGGAUGUCUCCAGAGUCACUUAAGGAUGGAGUCUUCACAACACAUUCUGAUGUUUGGUCCUUUGGUGUUGUCCUCUGGGAGAUUGCAACAUUAGCAGAGCAGCCCUAUCAGGGCAUGUCUAAUGAACAAGUUCUCCGGUUUGUUAUGGAGGGUGGCCUUCUAGAGAAACCAGACAACUGCCCCGAUAUGCUGUUUGAAUUGAUGCGUAUGUGCUGGCAGUACAAUCCCAAAAUGAGACCUUCUUUUCUGGAGAUCAUCGGCAGCAUCAAAGAUGAACUGGACCCUGGCUUCAAGGAGGUCUCCUUCUUCUACAGUGAAGAAAAUAAGCCCCCAGACACAGAAGAGCUGGACUUAGAGACUGAGAACAUGGAGAGUAUCCCCUUAGACCCUUCCUCCACUCUCCAGCCGGCUGACAAACUCUCAGGACACAAAGCCGAGAACGGGCCUGGUGUGGUGGUCCUCAGGGCCAGCUUUGACGAAAGGCAGCCUUAUGCGCACAUGAACGGAGGACGCAAGAAUGAAAGGGCCUUACCUUUGCCCCAGUCUUCGGCCUGCUGAUCCUUGGAUCCAGAAUCCCAUGCAAACAGUAACACAUGUACACUGGGGUGGGGGUGGGGGUGGGGGGGUGGAGGGGAAAAGAAAUUUAACAAUAUAUUCAAAAGCCUACUGUACCUCAGUGGAUCUUCAGAACUGCCAUCGCUGCACACAGGAGACCCCUAUCUUCAGUAAACAACACAUUGAUGAUUUUUUUCUUUUUUUUCAAUAUGCAAGCAGAUGUUUGUUUCAGUAAAGGAUUCCUCAAAUGAGGCGGGCCUUUAAAAAACUUUACUGGUAACAUUUAAUAGCAACAGAAAACUUGAGGUCUGAUUUUUCUCUCUCUCUUCCCCUGUCGUCUUUUUUUUUUUUUUUUUUUUUCAUACAUCUCUGUCCUCACACACAAUACACUCUCUCUCGGCUUCUUAAGGAGAAACAUAUCUGCGCGCAAAUCCAACCUUAAAGCACUUUUUUUUAUCAGAUCAAAGAAAUGGCUGGCUGAGUGGCCCCUAUUACCCCUUGCAAGCACCUGCCUAACACUAUAAAAUCAAGUGAGAGCCUGGAUUUUUAACCCUGCUCUUUAAACCUUUUUAAUAACUCAUGAAAUUUUAAAAGGGCCAUUAUUCAAGGUUGCUACCAUUUUCAAAGCUGCCAAAUUUUGCCAAAAACCCAAACUUUCCUUUUUCCUUAAAUUUUGUUGUUGUUGUCAUAGGCAUGGAAAAGAGCACAGUAAUCAAUUGCUCCACUUUUUUAAAAAGCACUAGUAAUCUUGUCCACCCAAUCAGACAACUGGUAUUCUUUUUACAUCUUAUUUUUAAAAGAAAUCAAGUUGUUUUUAUCUAGAUUAUUGUUAUUUUUGGGAACUGGACAAAAUAUUCCUUUCUCGUGAUGGAAAUGGGAAGGAACUGAAUUGAUUUCCCCCACUCUCUGGCCCCUGGGAAUUCUGGAGAAAACUGGCAGUGGUGAGAGCCAGAAGUACAUGCUUCAUACACAAAGUCAGCCGUAAGCCAAACUCCCCUCACCCCAUCCCUCCUCCCUCUUCAUCUCUCCUCACGUUUCCCCACACCCAGGACACCAACCGGAAGGGAUCUCCAGUGAUGCAGCCUGCCCCUUUUUACAGGUUUGCAAGGAACGAAAUUUAAAACAAAACAACACAAAAGAGAAGAAAAAAGCAGUAAAUGGAUUCAAGCAUAUUAAGCUUUGUUGACAUUUUCUCUGUUAUUAAGACUUCUUAAAGGGUCUCACAGUUCUCUGUUAGACCGUGGAUCAUUUGCAUACACAUCGUCUUUAAUGUCACUUUUAUAACUUUUUUACGGUUCAGAUACUCAUCUAUAUGUCUGUACAGAAAAAAAAGCUGCUAUUUUUUUUGUUCUUUAUCUUUGUGGAUUUAAUCUAUGAAAACCUUCAGGUCUACCCUACUUCCCUUUCCUCCUUCCAACAAAGUUCUUAUGCUUUGAACUAUAUAGUGUGCAACUUUCUUCUUCCUCUUCCCGUAAUUGAUACUUGUAUAACAUGAUUUGCCAUGAACUGUUUGAUGCCUUUUUAUAAAUACAUUUCCCUCCCCUUCUAUUA
This is a messenger RNA of Antechinus flavipes (yellow-footed antechinus), 7117 nucleotides long. RefSeq names its product insulin like growth factor 1 receptor (gene IGF1R). NCBI's taxonomy places the organism in Eukaryota, Metazoa, Chordata, Mammalia, Dasyuromorphia, Dasyuridae. The record is from RefSeq and is a predicted model, not a curated record. The coding region runs from base 1475 to 5569 and encodes 1364 amino acids. Gene Ontology annotation, molecular function: insulin receptor substrate binding; ATP binding; insulin receptor activity. Gene Ontology annotation, cellular component: insulin receptor complex; axon; membrane. Gene Ontology annotation, biological process: positive regulation of MAPK cascade; glucose homeostasis; positive regulation of phosphatidylinositol 3-kinase/protein kinase B signal transduction. The transcript has 22 exons.